Nestor notabilis (Kea) is the source of this 1790-nucleotide messenger RNA. RefSeq names its product PHD finger protein 2 (gene PHF2). Gene Ontology annotation, biological process: regulation of transcription by RNA polymerase II; protein demethylation. The transcript is spliced from 12 exons. The annotation marks the transcript as partial. NCBI's taxonomy places the organism in Eukaryota, Metazoa, Chordata, Aves, Psittaciformes, Psittacidae. Gene Ontology annotation, molecular function: histone demethylase activity; transcription coregulator activity. The record is from RefSeq and is a predicted model, not a curated record.
GGUUCUUGUACUCAUGUUUGUUUUCAAUUCUCUCUGUAAAGGAUGUCCAGUUUUGUAGAGCCUCCAGAUAUAGUUAAGAAGUUGUCCUGGGUGGAGAACUAUUGGCCUGAUGAUGCUCUUCUGGCUAAACCAAAAGUCACCAAGUACUGCCUGAUUUGCGUGAAGGACAGCUACACAGAUUUCCACAUAGACUCGGGAGGAGCUUCUGCCUGGUACCAUGUUCUGAAGGGAGAAAAGAUAUUUUAUCUCAUCAAACCAGCCUCUGCAAAUAUUUCUCUUUAUGAACGCUGGCAAUCAGCAGCAAACCACAGUGAGAUGUUUUUUGCAGACCAAGUAGAUAAAUGCUACAAAUGCACAGUUAAACAAGGACAGACACUCUUCAUUCCAUCAGGUUGGAUUUAUGCAACUCUAACACCUGUAGACUGCCUGGCCUUUGCAGGACAUUUUCUACAUAGUCUAAGUGUUGAAAUGCAAAUGAGGGCGUAUGAAGUAGAAAGACGGUUGAAAAUCGUCAGUCUGACCCAGUUUCCAAACUUCGAAACUGCCUGUUGGUACAUGGGAAAGCAUCUACUAGAGACAUUCAAAGGUUUGCAUAAAGCUGGGCAACAGCCUCCUGCUCAUUUACUCCAAGGAGCAAAAAUUCUCAAUGGUGCUUUCAGGUCAUGGACUAAAAAACAGGCUUUAGCAGAGCAUGAAGAUGAGCUACCAGAAAACUUCAAACCAGCACAACUUAUCAAGGACCUUGCCAAAGAAAUAAGAUUAAGUGAGAAUGCUUCAAAAGCCAGCAAAGCAGACACGAGUGCCAACACCAACGCUGAGGAGAUGUGUCCUGUGGAGAAGGAGGAGACACCGUCACCCGUCCAGGCAAUGCCUCCACCCCAGCCUGUGGAAAAGCUCCCGAAAAAAAAGACUCCCAAAACUGUGAAAACUCCCAAACAACUGAAGCCAUCCAAACCCCCUAAACCUCCCAAGCCCCCGAAACCCCCUAAGCCUCCCAAAACACCAAAAGUUAAGGGAGAAGGGAAAAAGAAAGGGAAGAAGGCAAAAGAAAGUCCACCACCAGCCAUCCCCAAUCUGGACUUGCUGGAGGCACACACAAAGGAGGCUUUGACAAAGAUCGAGACACCAAAGAAGGGGAAGGCUGCAAAGAACGUUCUAAGUGCUCCCAAUAAGGAAACUGCUACUAAGCAGAAUGAGGUGGAGAAAUUUGAAGUUCGAGAGCAAAAUAAAAGCAAAACAGAAGCCAAAUGGAAGUACAAGAACAGUAAACCUGAUUCACUUCUAAAGAUGGAAGAGGAACACAAAUCAGAAAAGACACCUUUGUCAGGAAAUAAGGACAACAAAUUUACAUUCUCUUUCUCUAACAAGAAGUUGCUUGGUUCAAAGGGAGUCAAACCCCAGCUGAACACCAGCGUGUUUGGGUCACUGCAGAAUUUUAAAGAAGACAAAGCAAAACCUGUACGCGAUGAAUAUGAAUAUGUGUCAGAUGAUGGUGAACUAAAAAUUGAUGAGUUUCCAAUCAGGAGGAAGAAAAACACUACAAAAAGAGAACUGCCCUUUUUGUCAGAUAAAAAAGACACUCUGCAGCACACUCCUGUUAAGAAGCCAAAGGUGGAGUCAGUAUCAUACAAGAGUGAUGACUCGUCAGAUGAAGAUCUGCUUCAUAUUGACACAGAGGCAAAGCCGGGGCGCAAUUCCAAAGUAAAGAAAGAGAGUGGAAGUUAAGCAGGAAUUCUUGAUCUUCUACAGGCAAGCAAGGAAGUUGGGGGUUUGGAGUAUAACACCAACAG